Molecule: messenger RNA, 5027 nt
Organism: Polyodon spathula (Mississippi paddlefish)
Lineage: Eukaryota; Metazoa; Chordata; Actinopteri; Acipenseriformes; Polyodontidae
Product: protein shisa-like-1a
Exons: 5
Coding region: 350-922 (190 amino acids)
Source: RefSeq, a predicted model, not a curated record
GCGCACACACAGGCGCACAGGACAGUCAACAGUACCUCUCGCUCGCUCUGUCUGCAUGGAUGUUGUGUUGGGCACUCUGGAGAAUGCUGCUGAUGUAAACACCUUAUCCUGGCUCCUCUGAUCUGGGUUGCGAAUGCUGAGCACUGUAUUUGCCUGUUCUGAAGCUCUGUGAAUGGUUUAUCAACAGGGGAGCGAUUGACUGAGGGAAGUUCCCCCAGCUUUCCUAGAGACUGAGCAGGGAUUUCUCUGAGAAGAUGAGCACAAAGUGGAGCACCGGUAGAAUGACUGCUCCCCCCGAAUUCAGCUAGAGAGCGCGGCUUGCUCCCUCGCCCAUAUACAUGACGGGAAGAUGACCAUCACAAGUCGACAGUCCUUCAAUGUUCUGACAGUCAUUUUCCUUCUGCUGUCGACAGCAGCUCUCUCUGCUCAUUUCAGAGUCUGUGAGCCCUACACAGACCACAAAGGACGCUAUCAUUUCGGCUUCCACUGCCCACGCCUCUCUGACAACAAAACCUACAUCUUCUGCUGUCACCAUAACAACACAGCCUUCAAGUACUGCUGCAACGAGACCGAGUUCCAGAACAUCAUGCAGAUCAACCUAACAGGGACCAGCGACGGCUAUGGGCACAAUAACUACAGUGCCCUGGUUGGAGUGUGGAUCUAUGGCUUUUUCAUUAUGGUGCUGCUUGCCUUGGACUUUCUCUACUACUCUGCCAUGAACUAUGAGCUGUGCAGGUACUACUUAGUGAAGUGGGGGUUCGGGGGCCGGUGGCUGAAGCAGGGGCAGAGCCAGUGGAGCAGCCCGGUCCAGGGGUCCAGCCAGCCCCCCUCACAGCCCCCUCAAGCCUCACAGACGGGGCACAGCCUGAAGCCAGAAGCACAGAGCCCCACCCUCAUGUCCUUCCAGAGCUCCACUGCCUGAAAGACGAAGCACAGCGAUGAAAAUGGACAGCAAAAGCAGUUCUAGGGUGCCUGUGCGAGGAGUGGAAUGCAGUGUAGGAGAUUAGAAGAAGCUACAGCUUGUAGAUGCCGGUGGAGACGUCCACUGGAUUACUGUGACUGCAGCAUCACGAGUACAACCUGUAAUCAAUGUGAAUGUGGUGUGUGAGCAAUAGAGUUUGUGUAGAUGAAAUACCUGUGCUCUGUUUCCAUCAUGUGGUCUUAUCGAAGCUGUGCCCCAUCACAGACAAGACAAUCACCGUUAGAGAGUAGAGGCUGCAAACGCCUGUUCUGUGGAUAUUUACAGUAUAGAAGAGGCUGCUUCUGCAAUCAGGCCAUGAAACAGCAUCAAUAUUUCAUUUUAGAAUUGCACUCCAGCACAUCCAUCUAGUUUAAUUUGUAUUUAUUUAUAGAUUAAUGUGAACUGGUCAGGAAAGCUGCACCAGGGACUAAUCUUGAGGAUGAAUCCCAGCAGUAAUAACUGGGUGUAAUGCAUCCCUCUGGUGUGAAAUGAAAUGCGUUCACUACUGGAAUCACUGAUUAGAUAUACCGGUAGCUACAUCUGGAGGUAAUGUAUUAACUUAACUUGCAUUUGCAAAGCAUAACCCUUCAUCUGUAAAAUGAUGUGUAUCCAAAACACUGGUGGUAAUGUAUUAGUGUGCAGAUUAUGCCAUAAUGCUCCAAACAGUAGUAAUUCUAACAUCGGACAGCAGUAUUGAGUGCUUGUGAAAUUAAAAUUCAGAUUUCAUUGAGAAUUUUUUUUUUUUUAGGUUGUUGUCUGAACCUUUUAAUGAUAUUAUAACUAGCAAGCAAUAGUUACUGUAAUUUCAAGCAUGAUUACAUUACCAAACAGCACUUAUGAGCCACCUAAAACAUUCGGGUUAGCAUGCAGUAUUUAUCCACGACAUACUUCAUCCGGGUUAGCAUGCAGUAUUUAUCCACGACAUACUUCAUCCGGGUUAGCAUGCAGUAUUUAUCCACGACAUACUUCAUCCGGGUUAGCAUGCAGUAUUUAUCCACGACAUACUUCAUCCGGGUUAGCAUGCAGUAUUUAUCCACGACAUACUUCAUCCGGGUUAGCAUGCAGUAUUUAUCCACGACAUACUUCAUCCGGGUUAGCAUGCAGUAUUUAUCCACGACAUACUUCAUCCGGGUUAGCAUGCAGUAUUUAUCCACGACAUACUUUUUUAGUCAAAUCCUACGCCAAACGAAUGAUUUGAAAAUUGGAGUUGGGUAGAUAGAUACUAUACCGAGACCCCUGAUUAAACAUGUCAUUAUUUCCCAGGGUUGUUAAAGAAGCAGCAUUACCAGAGUAGACAAUCAAGACGAGCCUUGCUUCGUAUUCCCAUGCAUUCGCAAACAUAAAGGCCUUUAGAGAAAGUCUUCAGACUCGGGUUUGAGGAAUGAUUGAGCUCAGCCUUGCAGGAGUAGUUAUCGUGUUAGAGAAGACACCAUUGUUAAUUACACUGCUAUUGCCAUGAAUCAAGAAAUGCAGCACCUGCGUUCUUUCCUCUUCUAUGGCGGCUUUCCAGAUGCUGUAAAUAAGCAAGUAUUAUUAAUAUGAAUUUUGUACUGCGUCCUUCAUAACAGCAGCCUGACCUGUUCCUUAUGGCUGAUCAGCAAUGCUAAUCACAAGGUAAGGGGAAAUGAACUCGCAGUCUGUACAGCACCUGCUCUCAACUUUAGAUCUAUUCAGUGAGGCUUGCUUAUUUCAAGCUCUCUCAAACUUUAAAUUUCUUACCAUUAAAAAAAAAAGAAGCAGAGCAGCAUCUGGGCACUAGGUGAACCCUGACUAGAGCCGAUGAAAGCAACCUCCUGAAGGGAGAUAGUUGGGAUUGUUUGCUCAAUCAGUAAAUGUAAUGCUGCAGCCUCCUCUGCGCUGAGUUAGCAAGGUUAAUGCAACUUGGAAAAGCUCUGUUGUAAAGGGAGAUGCAAACUUCCUUGAUACUUGCAAAAGGUUAUUUUCCAAAGAGGAAUUCAUUCUCUGAUUGUCUUGGAGUUACAAGCUCUACUCUGCUAGAGCAUGCUCCCGGGAAUGUCAUUGUAGCUCUGAGCAAGCUAGUGGUGUUUAAGAGUAAUGUGAUGAGGCAAACCCCUGUGUGCUCCCCUCUCUCCGCCCCUGUUUAUAAAAUUGUUAUUAGUGAUGAUACAGUGGUUAUACUGACAACUUGCAAAUAGAGAAGAAACAAUGGAGAAAGGGACCCAGUGAACUCCUUUCCAUAUAGUAACAUGUAGUUCAUUUCCAAUGCACAGCUCCAGUCCAGUGCAGCACAGAUCUCUUUACAGUCCUACCUUGCACAAGACGUCACAUUUGCCCCUGCUUGUUAGGAGGAGAAAUUACUAAAUAAAGAGUGGGGUGGUGCCUCGUACUGUAGUUGACUAUAGAGUUAUUGUCCUUGCAUGCAGUUCUUGCACCAGAGGGUGUGGCGAUUGUACACCUGAGUGCAUAACAAAGCAGAGCAAGGUAUGAGGGCUGGCACAAGCCGUUUCAGUGGGGUUGUCGCUCGUCAUGUGCUGUUGGUCAGGUUUGCAAAGAGUUCCACAUUUUGGACCAUGAUGCCUGAAUGCUGUUGCUUUCUAAUGAGAGCAUGAUCUGAGCUCAGUUACAGCCAGGUAAAAGAUACUGGACCCUGACUGGUCGAGAUGCUUUCAGCAACAUACAAGACAAAAGUUUUUUCUCACCUGCUCACCUGCUGUUGGCAUUUAAGAUCAGGGAAUCUUUCAUGGUCUUUAGUUCCAAUCCCAGGCAGAGAAGGCAUCACCCUAAUUAAAAGCAAUUUCCAAUAGCUGGAGCUGUUCAUGCAUGCACAGGUGGGGGCUUUCAUCAUGGUGCAGUGCAGAGCUGGCUUAUUAGGUGGAAAAGAUAAAGGUUCAGCACAAGCUGCUGUUAUUGCCAGAGGUCCCUGUGGAUAAGUAAUAAUCACAAAUGUUUGUGCAGAGCUACAGGCUACAGCAUCAUAGAAAAAUGAAGUGUAUGCAGGGCCAUUGAAAAAUAUAAAUAAAUGAGAUGUAAUGUAAUGAGAAUUCCUGAGCUCUUUCAACAUGUCUAACCCUGCUUCCAGCACAGUGUCUUAGAUAUGCAUACUAUAGCAGUGGCUGGUAACGAACUAGCUACAAAAGGGAUAAUUCAAAGGAAUCCAACAAACUGUGGUAAUUCAUGCUGUAUCAAGGGCAUCCAUGCUGUCAGUGAAAUAUUUCUCAUGCAUGUUGCCUUCUGUUAUCUUGUGAGUCCACGUGUCAAACCCCUUUGAGAGGCAGCGUUUUUGUGCCUGUAGCUUGAUUUGAUUUGCCUGUACCCUGAUAAGCCAGCUGGAUUCUGUUUAGAACAUUUUACAGCACUGGGGGAAAUCCCUGCAUUGCAUCAACCAUUGUACAAAAUUGAACGUGGUUGAUGCAAUCCCGGUGGAAUUCCUGAUGCUGUAAAAUGCUCAGGUCAAAAUCCAGCUGUGGUUUAUUCCGAUGCGCUAUACAGUAGGUUAACCAAUCAACUUCGCAGUGUCCUAUAUAAAGGGGCACUCCUAUUGGUGCACCCUUCAAGUUCCCCUUGCAAACACACAGAAAAGCACAAGCACACACACGUGCUAUAGAUGCUACUAUUUAUUGUAUUUAUUGUGGAGCUCUGAAGCAUAGUAUGUGCAUGUACCAUGUUGAUAUACACCUAACAGUCACACAUGAUAACAAACACACCAAGGGAAAAGAGCCCAUCACUUGUAAAUCACCACCAUUCCUCAUUGAUGUGUAAAAAUGUACAAUUUUAAUCUUUAAACAUGCUCCUUUCCUUGAAUCUGCUAUUCAUGGCUAUACUGUACAUGUAGUAUAUUGUAAUGCUUAUACUAAGAGUGGGGGCACACUGUACUGAUAUUGAUAGGGAAGUUGCAAUGCUAACAGUUGCCUUACAGCUGAUCUACACCUGUACCCAAUAGCUUUGUAGUGGCUGCUACAGUACAUGUUCCGGGUACAUUGUUAAUACAAGUCUAAUACUAUAUAUGAUUUAUUACUAGAUAUACUGUACAGUUUUAGUUUAAUUGUAAUUGCACUUGUUACAUUUGUAUUGUUACAACAGGGAGAAAUAAAGUAUAUAUCUUUUC